Molecule: messenger RNA, 1291 nt
Organism: Ectocarpus siliculosus
Lineage: Eukaryota; Phaeophyceae; Ectocarpales; Ectocarpaceae
Source: the annotation of a GenBank genome assembly
AUGAAGGUCGCGGGGGGGACGUCGCGCGUCAUGGUGGUUGCCGGGGGGUCGGGAAUGACUUCUCUCAUGGGAUUCAUCCAGGACUGGGCGGUCGCCGCAAGGGAAGGCGCCGACGUUCCGGAGGUAAACCUGGCCUGGUGCUGCCGGUACAUGUCGGAGAUGGAACUGGUCGGCGAGUGUCUCCCCUCCGUGCUCGCCAGCGCCGGCAGCAAGAAGGACACGCACUUCUCGAUGUCCCUCUACUGCAGCAGCAGCAAGGCUGACAGCAACGAAUCUCUCACCGUCACAUGGCCCCUGGACGCGAACGCCUACGCCCACACUAGCACCCAGGAUAACGUCAUCGGCACCGGCCACGUCGCCGCCAGCCUCAACCACAGCGUUCGCGUUGUCGUGGCGGGUCUCGCCGCUUUCGCGGGAUACAUCCUGGGCUACUGGGAGGUGGACCGACGGGACCUGAUGAACGUGUUCCACGAGGGGGCCAUCAUCUUCGUCCUCAUGGUGAUCUGCAUCAUCAGCUCCCUGAUCGUGUACGAUUGGCUCUUCUUCUUAGUCCGUAAGCACCUCCUCGGCAAGCGUGUGGACAGCGCCGAAGCAUCGCAGGCCGGCGGGCGCUCCGCCAGAGUCGGCGAGGAGUCCAAGAUGGACCUCGAGUCCUCCACCGUGGCCGGCGUCGGCAGCGUCACCUACGACGUCAACCCGGGCCGCGUGCCCACGCAGGCCCUCCUGAUCCGGGAGGCCGAGCUCGCCAAAAAGAGCAACACCUCGUCCGUCAGGGUCCUGACCAGCGGACCCAACUCGCUCGUGGACGGGGUGCUCGCCGAGUCCCGCGCGAUCGACUGGAAGCUCUUCGACACCGAGGCGUUCUCGUUCGAGUUCUAAUUUUGUUUUUCCCCGGCCUUUCUCCCUCCCGUGGUUUAUGUAUUCGGAAAGAUUGUCCCGUCUUUCUCACGUCAGAAGACGCCCAGCUCCUCCGGGUGCUGCGGCGACACUCUUCAAGUAACCUACGCCGGCCGCGCAAUCGAGUGUUUUUGUAUUUAUCGGUCUCGCUUUCUAUAAUUUCGUCGGGUCUUGCGUGACAAGAAGACGCGACCGACCCUCUUGGGGAGAAUCGUUGAGGGCGUGAAGACAAUUAUCGGGCAGGGGGCGGGGGCUGUUGCCUUUAUGAAGCGUGACGAACCAAGGUUUCAUUGAUUGGCAGUUGCAGAUGCCGCCACAAGUUUUUUGUCGUUGUAACAAGUCGUAAUUGUUGUAUAUUUCAUAGUCGUUGCACAGGACGACGACAAGACGGAGU